Molecule: messenger RNA, 1692 nt
Organism: Larimichthys crocea (large yellow croaker)
Lineage: Eukaryota; Metazoa; Chordata; Actinopteri; Sciaenidae
Product: calcium/calmodulin-dependent protein kinase type IV
Biological process (GO): protein phosphorylation
Molecular function (GO): protein kinase activity; ATP binding
Source: RefSeq, a predicted model, not a curated record
GUUCCUGGCGUGUUCCUGACGUGUUCUUGUCAUGUUGUGUGUUUCAGAGGAGCGACGUCCGUCGUGUUUCGCUGUGAAGAGAAACAGACUCAGAAACCGUUCGCCAUCAAAGUUCUCAAGAAAACGAUCGAUAAGAAAAUCGUUCGCACAGAAAUCGGCGUCCUGCUGCGUCUGUCCCACCCGAACAUUAUCCAGCUGAAGGAGAUCUUUGAGACAGACACUGACAUCGCUUUGGUUCUGGAGCUGGUGACGGGAGGCGAGCUGUUCGACAGGAUCGUGGAGCGUGGUUAUUACAGCGAGAGAGACGCCGCUCAUGUCAUCAAACAGAUCCUGGAGGCCGUGGCGUAUCUUCAUGAGAACGGCGUCGUGCAUCGUGACCUCAAACCAGAGAACCUGCUGUACGCCGACCUGUCGCUAGAUGCUCCGCUGAAGAUCGCUGACUUUGGUCUUUCCAAAAUCAUUGACGAUCAGGUGACCAUGAAGACCGUCUGUGGUACACCUGGGUACUGCGCUCCAGAGAUCCUGCGGGGAUGCCACGGCCCUGAAGUGGACAUGUGGUCGGUGGGCGUCAUCCUCUACAUCCUACUCUGUGGGUUCGAGCCCUUCUUUGACCCGAGGGGGGAUCAGUACAUGUACAGCCGCAUCCUGAACUGUGACUACGAGUUUGUGUCUCCAUGGUGGGACGAGGUUUCCCUCAACGCCAAGGACUUGGUCAGUAAGCUGAUCGUUCUUGACCCUCACAAGCGCCUCAGUGUCCGGGAGGCCCUGCAGCACCCCUGGGUUCUGGGCAAAGCCGCCCGGUUCUCCCAUAUGGACACGACCCAGAGGAAACUACAGGAGUUCAACGCUCGACGCAAACUGAAGGCUGCCAUGAAGGCCGUCGUGGCAACCAGCCGGAUGCACGAGGGCUCGCGGCGUCGUACAGACAGCUGUGAGAUUCCCGGCUCGGGGACGUCCAGGCAGAGCAGCAUGCAGCAGGACCCGCCCCCUGAGUCAACAAGCCCCGCCCCCACAGACAAAGAGGCCCUGCCCCCAGACCAGCAGCCGCCACAGGAGGACGAAUCAAAGCCCACCGACCAAAGUGCUGUCAGCCCCUCCCUUCCACGCAGCCCUAAACCACCCAGCUCUGAUAUCACACCCACAGGCCCCGCCCCCACCAGACCACCGCUGCGGGUUGACGGGCUGCGACAAGCGUCCGUCAUCCCUAAAACCGUGGCUCAGCCCCGACUGCCGCAGAAGAGCUGCUCCGUGGUAGAUCCCGCCUCCAGGGUCAAGGCCACACCCACGCUGGGGACGCCUCCAAGUCCCAGCAGCCUCAGCAACGGCUUCAUGCCGGGGGCGGAGCCAGCCACUAAGACCACUCAUUGCCAGUGAUCACCUGACAAACAGAGUUCAGCCUUCCAGGAACAUUUACAUGAGAGAUGGGACCAAGCUAAUCCAGAACCCAAAGAACCUGUAAACCCAGAAACACCCAGAGCUUCAACAGCACCACGACAUCUUCCACUGCUGCUAAUGCUACGCUACAUGCUAACAGCUACAUACUGACGGUCUGCUGGUGUUUCACUGUCGACACGCGACCACCGAACAAACAAACACAUCGAGACGCCGCCGCCGAGGUUUCAUAUGAACUCAGAGUUCAUCAAGAAAACUUCAGUUUGUCUUUAAGUAUUAAAGUAUUUAGUUACUUCUUCA